ACUUUGCUUCCUUCCAGCCCCCAUCCCUUUCCUCCUGGGGGCUAAGGGCUGGCAGCCGGACACAGACAUCCGGGGCCGGCCAGGACUCUGGGGUUCCCACCAGCCUAUCCAGGCCAGCAGAAGGAGAGGUGGCAGAGGACCAGAGCUAGGGAGUCUCCAGCCCGGAGCACCUCCGGGCUCCCUUGCUCUCAGGCAGGGUGGGAAGCUGGGCUGGGCAGCUUUGAGGGCUGUCCUCAAGGGGCUGUCCCUUGGAGGGACCCUUGGUAGCAUCCUAUCCCUCCCCUUCAGAAACUGGGGUGUUUUGAGGCUUGUUGAGUCCCCAGCUGGGGUUCCUCUGCCAGCCUGGGGCACCCUGAUGUAGGGGAGCAGAGUUGUGUGUGGAGGUAAAGAGGAAGGACCAGAGCCAAGUCAGACAGGUUGUCAAUGCCUCUGAGCCUUGGCCUUUCAAUGGGGAUGGAGAUGCCCUUCAAGGUCACAAAGUCCCCCACGUGGGACUUUGCAGUGGGUCCAGGCUGAGGGCAGGAGGGGCUCAAGGCGAAUCUGUCUGUCCCCACUCAGAAUGACUGGCCACCAAGGGACUGAAAGGAGGAAUGAGGGAAAGGCCUCACUAGUCCGACCAGAGUGACCCCGAGGCAAGUCAGAGUCCUCCGCUCCCCGGCUGGCCAUGGCAGGCAGGCAGGGACGUGGGUGGGACCUCUGACCGCUCUCCAGGCCGGAGCGGGUGCCGAGCCCAGCGCAGGGGCCCUGCAGCUUCUAUGACCACAUUUCUAGAGUAUAAUUCAGGACCAGCCAUCUGACGAGCCUGGUCGUGUGAGCCCUUCGAAGGGUUCAAGCGGGAGACUGCCAGCGGCUGCAGGACCAAGGCAUUGGGGGCCGCUCCAGGCUGCGGGGGCGCCCACCGGAGAGGUGGAGCGGAGAGGAUGGAAUGACUGCCCGUCUCCUUCCUCCAGGCCCCCCGCCCCGCCCCGCCCCGCCCAGCUCGCGGGAGGACUGGCCUCGCUCCUGCCCACACCGGACUCUACCUGCCCCUGGGAUUCGGGUGGGGUGGGGGGUACCCGACCGCCAGCGUCGCCUGCUGCGCAAGUGGGGCCUGCGAGCCAACCCCGCCUCCGCCCCUCGAUUGGGCGCGCAUUUAAAUGUCCGGCCCCGCCCCGAGCUCCGGGCGCUUAUAUAUAGGCAGCUCGGCGGGCGGCGGGCGGCAUUCUGGCGCGGAGCGGAGCGGCGGCGGGCGCAGCUAGCGGGUCGGCCGCGGAGCGGAGGUGCAGCUCGGCUUCCCCCGGCACCCCUCCCCCUCGGGCGCCAGCCCCACCCCUCCGCCGGCCGGGCCGACCCCGCCGUACUAUCCCCUGCGGCGCGAGCCCGGGGCGGCUCCAAGCGCCCCCCAGCAGACCCCCGUCAUGGGCAGCCAGAGCUCCAAGGCUCCCCGGGGCGACGUGACCGCCGAGGAGGCAGCAGGCGCUUCCCCCGCGAAGGCCAACGGCCAGGAGAAUGGCCACGUGAAAAGCAAUGGAGACUUAUCCCCCAAGGGUGAAGGGGAGUCGCCCCCUGUGAACGGAACAGAUGAGGCAGCCGGGGCCACUGGCGAUGCCAUCGAGCCAGCACCCCCUAGCCAGGGUGCUGAGGCCAAGGGGGAGGUCCCCCCCAAGGAGACCCCCAAGAAGAAGAAGAAAUUCUCUUUCAAGAAGCCUUUCAAAUUGAGCGGCCUGUCCUUCAAGAGAAAUCGGAAGGAGGGUGGGGGUGAUUCUUCUGCCUCCUCACCCACAGAGGAAGAGCAGGAGCAGGGGGAGAUCGGUGCCUGCAGCGACGAGGGCACUGCUCAGGAAGGGAAGGCCGCAGCCACCCCUGAGAGCCAGGAACCCCAGGCCAAGGGGGCAGAGGCUAGUGCAGCCUCAGAAGAAGAGGCAGGGCCCCAGGCUACAGAGCCAUCCUCUCCCUCGGGGCCGGAGAGUGGCCCUACACCAGCCAGCGCUGAGCAGAAUGAGUAGCUAGGUAGGGGCAGGUGGGUGAUCUCUAAGCUGCAAAAACUGUGCUGUCCUUGUGAGGUCACUGCCUGGACCUGGUGCCCUGGCUGCCUUCCUGUGCCCAGAAAGGAAGGGGCUAUUGCCUCCUCCCAGCCACGUUCCCUUUCCUCCUCUCCCUCCUGUGGAUUCUCCCAUCAGCCAUCUGGUUCUCCUCUUAAGGCCAGUUGAAGAUGGUCCCUUACAGCUUCCCAAGUUAGGUUAGUGAUGUGAAAUGCUCCUGUCCCUGGCCCUACCUCCUUCCCUGUCCCCACCCCUGCAUAAGGCAGUUGUUGGUUUUCUUCCCCAAUUCUUUUCCAAGUAGGUUUUGUUUACCCUACUCCCCAAAUCCCUGAGCCAGAAGUGGGGUGCUUAUACUCCCAAACCUUGAGUGUCCAGCCUUCCCCUGUUGUUUUUAGUCUCUUGUGCUGUGCCUAGUGGCACCUGGGCUGGGGAGGACACUGCCCCAUCUAGGUUUUUAUAAAUGUCUUACUCAAGUUCAAACCUCCAGCUUGUGAAUCAACUGUGUCUCUUUUUUGACUUGGUAAGCAAGUAUUAGGCUUUGGGGUGGGGGGAGGUCUGUAAUGUGAAACAACUUCUUGUUGUCUUGUUUUCUCCCACUGUUGUAAAUAACUUUUAAUGGCCAAACCCCAGAUUUGUACUUUUUUUUUUUUUCUAACUGCUAAAACCAUUCUCUUCCACCUGGUUUUACUGUAACAUUUGGAAAAGGAAUAAAUGUCGUCCCUUUA
Molecule: messenger RNA, 2746 nt
Organism: Pan troglodytes (chimpanzee)
Lineage: Eukaryota; Metazoa; Chordata; Mammalia; Primates; Hominidae
Gene: MARCKSL1
Product: MARCKS like 1
Exons: 2
Coding region: 1398-1985 (195 amino acids)
Biological process (GO): central nervous system development; actin filament organization
Cellular component (GO): cytoplasm; plasma membrane
Molecular function (GO): calmodulin binding; actin filament binding
Source: RefSeq, a predicted model, not a curated record